Alternaria viburni is the source of this 471-nucleotide messenger RNA. RefSeq lists its product as uncharacterized. Gene Ontology annotation, molecular function: oxidoreductase activity. NCBI's taxonomy places the organism in Eukaryota, Fungi, Ascomycota, Dothideomycetes, Pleosporales, Pleosporaceae. The coding region runs from base 1 to 471 and encodes 156 amino acids. The record is from RefSeq and is a predicted model, not a curated record. The transcript is spliced from 2 exons.
AUGCUGACAAAAGUCGACGUUAUAUAUCCUAAGCCCGAUCGGACUGUGCUGUUCAGCACCGCGCAUCGCAUCUACAACAGUCAGUACAUCUUGCAAGUCCCUGUUGGUUUUGACUCACAGCGUACAGAACUCUUUGAUACCAUCCACCUAUACCUCAUCAUGUCUGGCGCCAACGCUAUCGUCCUCUACCCUCGCAAGGAGGGCUCCACCUUUGACAAGGAGUACUACCUCAAGACACACAUGCCGCUCGCCAUGAAGAACUGGAAAGACCACGGUCUCAAGUCCUACGCCGUCAGUGAGCUCAACGCCGAUGGUCCAUACGCCAUCAGCACCGUCAUGGAGUUUGACAGCCCUGAGAGUGUUGGAAAGGCCUUGCAAAGUGAGGGCACCAAGGAGGUCAUGGAGGACGUAAAGAACUUCAGCAGCGAGACACCGAUUCUCGUUCACGGCAAUGUCGUCGGACGGAGUUAG